Messenger RNA from Amoebophrya sp. A25, 194 nucleotides. NCBI's taxonomy places the organism in Eukaryota, Dinophyceae, Syndiniales, Amoebophryaceae. The record is from the annotation of a GenBank genome assembly.
UGUGGGAAGCACGACUACUCCUGUAUCAGGUCGACGAAAAAGCAGCAACAACAGACUUAUCUCUGGAAGAUAAGAAUGCGCCUGCUGCAGAUGAUCAUAAUGGAACAGGCGAUGUGGAGAAUGAGGCCAACCCCAAUGACGGAGUUAAAAAAGUCUACGACAAAGGACAAGAAGAUCUUCAGCACGGCGUUUAC